CUACAUUUUUUAAAUGGUGGAAAUCCAACAGUACCAGCAGCCCUCGUGUGUUCGCUUUUGUUGACAAAAAAAGAUGGUCACGCUGGCGUGGGCCGUAUCAUCAGGAGUUUUACUCUUCUUCGUAAAGGGCUGCAGUUCAUCUGUUCUUGACUUAGGAAAUAUGUUGAGAGUAAUGACAGGUCGGAAUCCCUUAGAUUUUGUAAAUUAUGGAAACUGGUGCGGACUCGGCGGAAGUGGCCCCGUAGUGGAUAAAAUCGACAGAUGUUGUAAAAUGCACGACUUCUGCUACGAUAAGGCCUCGGAUACUGUGUGCGGAGAAGAAAGACCGCAUCUGGCUGCAUACACUUGGAAAUAUGCAGCAGGAAAAAUUCAUUGCAAUAAAGUUGACCGUCCCUGUGGCUUAGCAUCCUGUCGUUGCGAUGCAAAAUUUGCAAUUUGUGUUUCUAUUUACAAGGAUUCCUAUGACCCUCGAAAUAAAAGGACCAGACCUAUAUUCAGCAUUAUAUCCAACAUUGCACAGUUGCAUCCGACCAGGAAAAGCAGUGAAUCUGGCAUUUCCAUACGAAUUGGAUGAACAUUUAUCCUUAGUCAACUGCAAAUAUGUGUGCCAGGACAUAUUACAUUCUAUGAAUGUAACUAAUUACAAUAAUCUAUCAGUUUAAUUGCUGAUGUGAAAAUUGUACAUAAGUGUAUCAACGUGAUGUUUUUGUUUGAUAUCAUUUGUUACAUGCAA
Molecule: messenger RNA, 733 nt
Organism: Stegodyphus dumicola
Lineage: Eukaryota; Metazoa; Arthropoda; Arachnida; Araneae; Eresidae
Product: basic phospholipase A2 nigroxin B-like
Biological process (GO): phospholipid metabolic process; arachidonate secretion; lipid catabolic process
Molecular function (GO): calcium ion binding; A2-type glycerophospholipase activity
Source: RefSeq, a predicted model, not a curated record